UCCUGCUCGCCGUCACCAUGGGCUUCGUCCCGACAAUGACCAGAGCUGACCAGUCGCUCAGGAGAGGGGACAUCACCAACCACAGGCUCCAGGCGUCCCCUUCCCAUCCAAGCCUGGGAGAUGAAGUGACGCUGUCCUGUUCCUUCGAGCUCCAUCUCGCCGCCGAGGAACAUAAUAAUAUGUCGGAACCAGCGGUGACCUUUCAUCAAGCUCGGCAGAUCACCAAGUCCCUAUCUGGAGUACCCUUCCAGGACAACCAAGUUGCCGCUGUGACGUCACCUACUGACCAACUGGACACCCGAAACACGUCAGGGACGGAGCGGAUUCGAACCAGCUACCUCUGUAGCAACAGUAGCUACAACGCCAGCCUGACCAUCGCAAACUUCAGCUACGCCAAUGACGGCUGCUACUCCUGCCUGGUGUGGCUAGAGAACAGAGAGGAGUACAAGUCUGGCGGGGUGCUGCUCUGGGCCACAGGCAGGCCGAUCAUCAAACGUGACGACCUCACACCUACCGUCCAUGGUGUCAUCGGCCUCCUGACCUCCCUGAGAUGCCCUUUCUUCACCAACCCCAGGCACACACUGGUCAAGUGGUACGGGCCCAACGGCCAGCUGAAUGAUGCCCAGAUAAAGACCUUCCAUGUGAACAUGGACGAGUGGGAGACCCAGAUGUACAUUGACCAUCUCCAGCUCUCUGACCUGGGCCAGUACACGUGCACUGUGGCCAACUGGCUAGGGAACGAAUCCUUCACCUUCACGCUGCGGGGGUCCCCGUUCGUUCAGAUCGACGGCGGCGAGAACGGUGUGCUGACCCUGGACCAGACCAAGAACCAGACAGUUGUUUGUUGCGCCGCUAACUUCCCUGGCGCAAGCCUACAGUUUUUCUGGGUUCUGGAGACGGACUUGGUCGUGAUUCACAUCCAGGACGGGAUGGAGGACUUCACUAUACGGCAGACUGGGAGGUUUGAAGGAAGCCCACCCACUGUGACCUCUCGCAGCAGACGUCAGAUGACCUCCCUGGGCCUGAGAGAAGUCCUGGCCUGUACAGUAGUAGCUUACCCGGCCCCCAGGACAUUCCACUGGACCUUCAACACCGGCGAGAAAGGCUCGGAGGAGCACGAUAUAUACUCCACGCCCGGCGAAUACGAGCAGAAGGACAUGAAGAUGCCGACGGGGUCCAGCAACUAUUUCCUGACCACCCUGGCCAUCCUGAAUGUGACAGAGAAGCAUCUGGGCGUCUACAAGUGUUCCGCCACCAAUGAGAAGGGCACACAGGGGGACCUGGUGCAAGUGGAUAUGUGCAAAGCUGGAUUCGAGCCAACGUUAUACAGGAAACAUUGCCAAGGUAUGUGUUAUGUAAGGGAAAUAAUAAGACCUGCUCGUAGUUCAUUCCCUUAG
Aplysia californica (California sea hare) is the source of this 1397-nucleotide messenger RNA. RefSeq lists its product as uncharacterized. NCBI's taxonomy places the organism in Eukaryota, Metazoa, Mollusca, Gastropoda, Aplysiida, Aplysiidae. Gene Ontology annotation, cellular component: cell-cell junction. Gene Ontology annotation, biological process: cell-cell adhesion. The record is from RefSeq and is a predicted model, not a curated record. Gene Ontology annotation, molecular function: cell adhesion molecule binding.